This is a messenger RNA of Monoraphidium neglectum, 414 nucleotides long. RefSeq lists its product as hypothetical. The transcript has a single exon. Lineage: Eukaryota; Viridiplantae; Chlorophyta; Chlorophyceae; Sphaeropleales; Selenastraceae. The record is from RefSeq and is a predicted model, not a curated record. Bases 1 to 414 code for a protein of 137 amino acids.
AUGCACUUCAGCAAUGACGAGGGGUCACCAAGCGCAACCACUGCCAGCAGCAGUGGCGGCGGUAGCAGUGGCAGCGGCGGUGGCGGCGGCGGCAGCGGCAGUGCCAGCGGCAGCGGCAGCGGCAGCGGCAGCGGCGGCAGCAGCAGCGGCAGCAGGAGCGACACCAGCACGCCCGCAGGUGCGAGCGGCUCGGCGUCUCCAGACUUGGACUUGGCGUAUGGUGAGGAGGUCGAGUGGCUGCCGCCGCCGCAGACGCCCCAGGAGUUUCUGGACGCCGCGUCAGCCGUCGUGGGCGCGUCGGGGGCGGCGGAGGCGGCAGCGCUGGCAGCGGCCAAGGCGGAUGUGUGGGUGGGGACGCGGGGGUUCAUCGACCUGCUGGAGUGGGUGCAUCUGGACAUGGCUAUGCCUUGGUGA